AUGAACUCUCCAACCCUAUCUUGCAGUGCUGGAGGUACUCCGACUGUCAACACCACCGCUCCAUAUUGUGUCAUCCCUGGCGGUGCCCAGCGGAUGGAUUACUGCUGCUCUGACAAAGGUAGCGCCGUUGGUCCUGACAAUGGCAACGUUGGUCUUGUGCCCGAUUGCUACUUUUGGUGCGAACUGGUCUUCAACGGUCAGGGAGACAUCGACGACCAGUUUUCAAAUGCCAAAAAUGCCUUUUCCAACUGCCUCACCACUGGGACCAAUGCAUCGAAAUCUCUGGGCGGAAUGUCUUGCAGCAAAGGAGCCUCGAACGGUGACGCCAACGGAGGUUCUGGCGAUACACCUCCUGAGGACUCAGGGGUAACCUCGUCGAAGCACAAAAACGUCAAGCUAGCUGGGUUUACGGGAGCUCUGUUGAUUGCAGGCAUGGCGGUUGGUGUUUUGUGA
Molecule: messenger RNA, 453 nt
Organism: Ramularia collo-cygni
Lineage: Eukaryota; Fungi; Ascomycota; Dothideomycetes; Mycosphaerellales; Mycosphaerellaceae
Exons: 2
Coding region: 1-453 (150 amino acids)
Source: RefSeq, a predicted model, not a curated record